This is a messenger RNA of Trypanosoma cruzi, 1011 nucleotides long. RefSeq names its product phosphatidylinositol N-acetylglucosaminyltransferase subunit C, putative. NCBI's taxonomy places the organism in Eukaryota, Euglenozoa, Kinetoplastea, Trypanosomatida, Trypanosomatidae. Gene Ontology annotation, biological process: GPI anchor biosynthetic process. The transcript has a single exon. The coding region runs from base 1 to 1011 and encodes 336 amino acids. The record is from RefSeq and is a predicted model, not a curated record. Gene Ontology annotation, cellular component: glycosylphosphatidylinositol-N-acetylglucosaminyltransferase (GPI-GnT) complex; membrane.
AUGUCAUCGGAGCGGCGUCGCACGCAUACGGCAACGAGUAGUGAUGAAUUCUUCGCUGGCGUGUCCGUUCAUUGGGCCUCGUCGACCGGCUCUGCGGCUCGGGGGUGGCGGAAGGUGUUGUAUGAGCGGCAGCCCUUUGAGGACAACUACGUCGAUCCCGAGCAGUUUAUGCGGGAUCUAAGGCAAAAUGUCAACCUGAAAACAUACGAGUACGGCAAGGUUGUAAUGGAUACUUUUGUCGUUGUUCAGCAGUUGUCGUUUGUUGCGCUUUUUCUUUUUGCAUUCGCUAAGAUGUACUCGGAAGAGGGGAAUGCGUAUGCGCUGGCGUGGAUAAACACGACACUCUUUGCGCUCUCUUUUGUAUUUUAUGUUGAAAUGCAGCGCCAACAGGCCAUGGAGCAGGGUGAAACAACAACUCCGCUUUUGCAGCAUGUGGUGAAACUUGGAAGGCAGGUUCUUCCGUUGGUGGCUGUUAUUAUUCUUCUCUCCCCUGCCUUGCAGACGCUUACGGCCACGUACAGCAAUGACACGAUUGUGGCCCUUAGCACUUUUGCAAUGUGCAUUCAUUUAUUAUUAACAGAUUAUAGUUACCUGAAUUGUUAUACGGAAAGGUAUCAACAAUAUACGGCGGUUAGUGCGGCAACAUUUGGUACAAUUCUCGUGGCUUCACGAAUAAAAAAUUUUUUUUGUAGUGGGCCUCUGAUCACAUUUGGAAUCCUUUGCUUUGCGCUCUCACCCAUUCCGAGGCAUCACCUCAAGCGCACUUCGGCGACAGCGCAUGUGGGACUCACAUUUGCGCUUUGUGGGCUUGCAGCUGGGUGCUUGAUGCAGGCGGCUAUUUUUGCCGUGCUGUACUGUCUAUUGGUGGUGGCCGUGUCGUUGUUUAUUCCAUGGUGUUUUGUGACACUGCACGGGAGUAUGAAGAAACAAAUUAACGGUCCAUGGGAUGAGGCAAAACCGACGAAUAGCGCCGCUGCUGCAGAGUGGGCAAACGCCGGUCUUCUGCGUUGA